AUGCUAGUGUUGUUCUGUACAAGAACUCAGAUCCUGACCACUGUCUCUCUGCUCCAGGGCAUCAUUCUGGAGCUCCUGAAGGAGGCCAUGUUGGCCAGCCUCAGCAACACCAAGGGCUUCCUGAUUGACGGCUAUCCCCAGGAAGUGAAGCAAGGGGAAGAGUUCGGACGUAGGGUUGGAGACCCGCACUUGGUGAUCUGUAUGGACUGCUCAGCAGACACCAUGACUAAUCGCCUUCUCCAGCGGAGCCAGAACAGCCCUUGCGCGGAAGACGCCGCCGCCAUCGCCAAGCGCCUUGAAGCCUACUACCGAGCGUCCAUCCCUGCGAUUGCCUACUAUGAGACAAAAACACAGCUACGUAAGGUAAAUGCAGAGGGGACGCCAGAGGAAGUUUUUCUUCAACUCUGCACAGCUAUUGACUCUAUUUUCUGAAGGCAAAAAAGCAUGUGCAUUAAGGAGAGUGGAGACAGAAAAAAAUAUUGAAAGGUUCAUCCCUUAACACAGUAUGUUUCAAGUUAAACCUUUAGUGCUCCCCGCCGCCGCCCCAAUCCUAACAUUGCUGUUUGCUGCCCAACUCGACCUUCCUGAGAGGUGUCUGGAAAUCAUGCAUGAUGUAUUUCGUAGGCUCCACCUCUUCUCCCUCACCCCACAGCUGUCCGCCCCCUGGCACGCACACUGCUCUGCGGUCCCGGCCGUGCCCCCGAGCUGCUGGUGUGUAAGCAGCAGUGAGUGCUGGCGUGCGCCAGUGGUGCCCCCAGGACUCGCAGCAGUCUGUCUGGUUUCCCUCUGCCAAGUGGGGGAUUGGCGCCCCUAACCCCGCAGCACAUUUCCCUUCCUCAUCCCGACACUGACAUGCUGUUGCCUGAUGAAGGGCCUUCAUCUGAGGGGCAGGCCUAGGCAUCUCCUCAAGUCUCAUCCACUAGCAGUAGCUCAGAGCCAGAGACUGGGCUGACAACUCCAAUUGCUGAUAAGAAAUGUGAUUAAAUUUGAUAAGAGAUAAUACAGUGUGAAAUUGUAUAGCUUUCCCGAGACAGUAAAACCCAGACUAGUCACCAAUAACAUGUGUCCGUUCAUUUUUUGGAAACUGGCUACUUGGACUGCUGUCAUAAUGGCUAAGAAAACAAACUGGAUAAAUUGUCUAACCUGAUCGCUUUUAUACCUGGUGGUGCAUUUCAACAAUGAUAAAUUAAUACCAAUGAUCAAACAUAACUUUAAAGCACGAGGUGAUUUGUUACUGCAUUCACUGGACUAAUGUCAGCUUACAGUUUUGAUUUCACAUGAUCACCUAUUUACUUAUUGUUACUGCCAAGCAAGUAAGAAAUAAAGUAACAGUAACCAAACUGAUGUGGGUAGGAGAGGCAUGUCAGUACAUGAUGUUUAACAGAUCCCAGAGGUACAUUCGUUUCAUAUAGGCCUUCAACAGGGCUGUGCAAACCUUAUCAUAUCCAUAUGUAAAACUGUGUUUUCCUUGCUUCAAACCAGUGAAGUUUGGGUUCUCUUUUGUGCUAUCAGUUGCCAAAUCAGAGCUUCUUCUAUAUUCUACUGGAAUAAUUGCAUCUUCCAUUCAGUCACUUUAUAAAAGACCAUAGUUUCAGUUUGCAUGACUUUUUUCCCCUUCAAUGGUUGUGCUGAUAAGGAUCCAAUUCUGGGACAGAACUGUAUUUUUAAAGUCAUUUUUUUUCUUUUGAAAUGGAUAUGUACAAAUAAAAUAAAUGGAACACA
This is a messenger RNA of Leptonychotes weddellii (Weddell seal), 1722 nucleotides long. Lineage: Eukaryota; Metazoa; Chordata; Mammalia; Carnivora; Phocidae. The record is from RefSeq and is a predicted model, not a curated record.